ACGAUUUGCUGGAUCCGCAGACGCCCCCACGGACCUUCGACCAGGACACCCCGCCGCACGGACCGCCUGCCCCCCCUUCCCCGCGCCCCGCCCCCGCGCCAGUGAAUCCCCCUGCUGCCCUCCCCGCGGACCUAGCCCCCACAGCAGGCCAUGAAAAUCAAAGAAAUCCACAGCACAGCCACAUUUGCGUGGAGCGCCGACGUGGUGCCGCUCUUGGCGACCGGCUCGGCCGCGGGCGCGGUCGACGCGGCGUUCUCGUCCGCGGCCUCGCUCGAGAUCUGGGACGUGUCGGGCCCGCUGGACGCCCCCCUCUUUGCCGCCAGCGUGGACCACAAGUUCCGCGCGUUGGCCUGGCUGCCGCCGUUCGCCGCCCACGCGCGCGGCGUGUUGGUCGGCGCGCUCGACUCCGGCGCCGUGCUCUUCUGGGACGCGGCCACGCUUCUAGGCGGCGCGCCGUUGGCCGCGGCCAGCAUCCACGCCUCCGACCGCCUCCUGGGCGCCGCGCGGUGCUUGCUGUUCAACCCGCACCAGCCGCACGUGAUGGCGUCCGGCGGGCUGCAUGGCGAGCUCCUCGUGUGGGACUUGCUCACGUUCGCGCCGCCCGUGGCCCCGGGCAAGCCCACCGCGCCCAUGGACGAGAUCCUGUGCGUGGCCUGGAACAACGCCGUGGGCCACAUCUUGGCCUCCACCAGCAGCGCCGGCUACACCAGCAUCUGGGACUUGAACGCGCGCCGCGAGGUCUUGCACUUGACCUACGCCGGCGCGUCCGGCCGCGCCGACUUCUCGCACGUGGCGUGGCACCCGACGCAGCUGACCAAGUUGAUCACCGCCAGCCAGAGCGACGCGUGCCCGUGGCUCAUGGCAUGGGACUUGCGCAACGCCAGCGAGCCCGAGGCCGUGUUGCGCGGCCACACCAAGGGCGUGUUGGCCCUCGACUGGUGCGCCCAGGACCCGGCCUUGUUGCUCUCCGCGGGCAAGGACAACCGCACGCGCUUGUGGAACCCGCUCUCGGGCGCGCACUUGGCCGACUACCCGGCCGCAGGCAACUGGGCCUUCUUGACGCGCUUCGCGCCGCGCGCGCCCGACGUGUUUGCCACCGCGUCGUUCGACGGCAAGGUCGUGGUGCGGACGUCGCAGGAGACGGCCGCCCCGCCGCCCGACCGUGCUGCCGCGGCCUCCGACGACGACUUCUGGGGCGCCAUCGCCGCCGAAGAGCCCUCCCGUGCCGUCGUCGAACUCUCCCAGGCGCCCGGCUGGUUGAAGCGACCCUGCACCGCCUCCUUUGGCUUUGGCCUGAAGCUCGUUUCCGUCUCCACCAGCCAGGGCAAGUCCGCCGUGAGCGUCUCGCCGCUCCCCACCGCCAACGCCGAGCACGGCUUCUCCAAGGCCUUGGCCUCGGCCAUCUCGACGAACGAUUUCCGCGCCCUUCUCGCCGCUCGCUUGGAGUCGCCCACGUGCGAUGCCGCCGACUGGGAGGUCUUGCUGGAGUUGCAGAAGCGGGGCAAGAGCCACUUCUUGCAGGCUUUUCUCGAAGAAGACUGCGACGGCCCGGCGUCACCGCCGGAGAAGCCGGCCGACGACUUCGUCUCGACCCCCGCGGACAACGAGGACUCCUUCUUCGCCAGCUUGUCGAAGGACUUCCAGACCCAGAAGACGCUGGACCAGAAGCCCCCUUACGUUCCGGCCGGCCAGUUCAAAAUCAUCGACGAGCUGCUGUCAUCCGGCGACUCGCGCUUGACGAAGCUUUUGUUGGCCAACAACAUCACCGACGCUGUGUCUGUUUGCUUGGAAGAGGGAAAGCUCAUGGAAGCCUUGGUCUUGGCAUUGAACCAGGACGACAACGUCAAGAGGAAGGUCAAGAGCCACUUCUUUGAGCAAACUAAAGACGGCGUGCUCUCGCGCUUGAUCUACUCGGCGUCCUCCAAGGACAUUGUGGACAUCGUCUCCAACGCAGACAUCUCGAACUGGAAGGAGAUCGCUGCCAGCAUCGCCAGCUACUGCACGGAGGAAGCUGACUUCAACUCGAAAGUUGUGGAGUUGGGCGAUCGCAUUCUUGCCAGUGGCACCAGUGACAACGAGAAAAGAAGAAAUGCCUUGAUGUGCUACUUGGCUGGAAACGCCUUGGACAAGGUCUCUUCUAUCUGGCUCACAGGGUUGCCAGAUCUAGAGCACCUGAUCUUAACUUCCAAAAAUGCCAAUAUCUCCUCUCCUCACGAUGCCAGAUAUCUCGCGUUGGCAGGCUUUGUCGAAAAGAUCUCCGUCUACAGGUCGCUUUCCAAUAUCACAGGCCCACUUGCAGGCCCCUCCAUAGAGCCGGUGUGCAAAGCCGUCUUUGACUUCGCCAACAUGGCUGCUGCAAAUGGAGAUUUCGAGCUCGCUACUCAGUACUUGAGUCUCUUGCCAGAUGAUUUCGCGGGCUUGAAACUGGAGAAGGAGCGUAUUGUCAAAGCUACUUCCAUGGCUCCCGACCCUGUUCGCCAGAGUACAGGCAGUGGUAUUCCAAAAUCCCAAAACCGUUACAUCAACACGAGGGCUGCGUCUAACGUCCCCCCACAGCCGCCUUUUGCAAAGCCUGCUGCCGCCGGAAGACCAUAUCUGCAAGCGGCUCCUGCGAUGAGCAAUCCACUGCUUGGCACAGCACAGGCAUUUGCCCCAGCAGCUGCCCCGACAUUUGCAGCACCCGCAAACCCAUAUGUGCCAGCAGGUGCUGAGAAGCGCGGGUCCUUUGGUGGCUACAACUUCACUCCGCAGAACAAUACGUUGGGGAUUUCAUCAUCCCCGUCGGUGGUCCCGCCUCCAGGCCAGAUUCGUCCACCAUCAACGCCUGCUUUCACUCAAACAUUGCAACCGACACAGGGAGCUCAGACUGCUGUGGCUCCUCCGUCAAGUACGGGCUCAAAAUACAAGCCAGAGACUGAAGGCUGGAAUGAUUUGCCCGAGACGUUCAAAGCUUCCAAGCCAGUCUCUCGUCGUGUCCCCGCCCCAUCGCCAUCUCUUUCUGUCACACAGACUCCUCAAACCCAGCCACCAAAAAGACCUCAAGCAUCACACUCAAUUGCCCCUCCUCCAAAAGCUGGAAGCCGUUCUGUGUCGAAGACUUCUGUUCCGGGUACUCCAAGGAUAGCGAGCUCACCCAGACCCAGUAAGUACGCUCCUACCAUUCCGCCAUCACCUGCCUUGCAGCCAAAUGGAAUGAACCUGACCAACAUGUCUAGUCCAAUUGCGCCUCCAAAGGCAAGUGCACCCCCCAUAAACCCAUAUGCCCCAGCAGUGGUACCUUCGGCCAAAACGACCUACGCUACACCCCCUAUGAACAAUUUUGUUGCACCUCCCACUGCUGGUAUUUCCAGGAAUGCGACUCAAAUCGUCAACCCUUACUCGCCAAACGCCAGGCAGGGCCUGAGAAGUGUUUCGAACGGGUCGAUAGGGGGCCCAACAUCACAAGGCAUUGUACCUCCAAUGCCGAGAAUUCCUUCUGCUUCCGCUCGCCAAACCCCAGUCAAGCCGGCUGAAUCCCAUUUUGCUCCGCCUCAGAAAUUGGGAAAUGGUAGAUACUCUUCGCCUCAGGUGGGCCACUCGAACGGAAAUGGAACUUUUGCACCACCUCCGGUAGCUCCAAUCAGUAAUAUUGCAUCUCCGGUUGCUCCUACCAGUCAUGUUGCGCCACCCCCGGCUGCUCUGGUCAGUAGUGUUGCACCACCUCCGGUUGCUCCGACCAGCCAUAUUGCACCACCUCCAAUUGGUUUGGGCAGUAAUGUGGCGCCACCUUCUUCAUCCGGAAGUCGUCAAGCGGUGCCACCCCCCAUGGCUGUGUCGGGAAAUGCCGCACAGCCUCCCGCUGCUACUCCCCCAACUGCGAACAAGGAAGGGAAUCCGAAGGACCCAAACAACGAGGCUAGAGAGUUCAUCAAGUCUUCAUUUGGCACUAUUUUGGGCCAGAUCAAACCAGCUGCACCACCAAAGUAUGCAAAACAUGUUUUGGAUAUGGAGAAGAGGCUUGGAAUAUUGUUUGACCAUUUGAGUCGGCAAACCCUCUUAUCUGCUCAAACUAUUGAGUUGUUGAACGACGUGGCGAAGUCCUUGAAUGACAAAGACUAUCCAAAGGCCACUGCUUCUCAUCAAAGAAUUGGACAGGAGUAUUCCGCUGAGGCCGGUGAUUGGCACACCGGCGUGAAGCGCCUUGUGACCAUGGCCGAGGCAUUUGAGAUCUAGAACAACAGUAUUGCCAAUGGCACAUCAUCCGGAGCCAUCAGAGAAGGCUAUUGAAGACCUGGAAAAAGCUACUCGCGAGGUAGAUACGAAGAAUGUUGAUAUAAUACACAC
Molecule: messenger RNA, 4323 nt
Organism: Metschnikowia bicuspidata var. bicuspidata NRRL YB-4993
Lineage: Eukaryota; Fungi; Ascomycota; Pichiomycetes; Serinales; Metschnikowiaceae
Gene: PGA63
Product: Pga63p
Exons: 1
Coding region: 151-4212 (1353 amino acids)
Biological process (GO): COPII-coated vesicle cargo loading; endoplasmic reticulum to Golgi vesicle-mediated transport; intracellular protein transport
Cellular component (GO): endoplasmic reticulum exit site; COPII vesicle coat
Molecular function (GO): protein binding; structural molecule activity
Source: RefSeq, a predicted model, not a curated record